AUGGCGCUCGACAACUAUUAUCGCAAUAAGAUUGAGAGCAUGAAGCUCGAAAUCAUCCAGGGUCAGGCUGUCUUACGGAGACUGGAAGCACAGCGCAAUGACUAUAAUUCGAGGGUGCGGUUACUUCGGGAAGAACUCGGCUUGCUUCAACAGCCUGGUUCCUAUGUCGGGGAGGUAGUCAAAGUGAUGAGCACCAAGAAAGUCCUCGUCAAAGUGCAUCCCGAGGGCAAAUAUGUGGUGGACAUUGCGGAUGGCGUUGAUAUCAGCAAGCUCACUGUAGGAAAGCGAGUCGCUUUACUCUCGGAUUCCUAUAAGUUGGAGAAGAUGCUACCCUCGUCGGUUGACCCGCUGGUGUCGCUAAUGAUGGUCGAGAAAGUGCCUGACAGCACGUAUGACAUGAUCGGUGGACUUGACCAGCAGAUCAAGGAGAUCAAGGAAGUCAUCGAGCUUGGUUUAAAACAUCCGGAGUUGUUCGAGUCGCUUGGUAUCGCACAACCGAAGGGAGUACUCCUCUACGGACCGCCAGGAACCGGCAAAACCCUGCUUGCCCGAGCGGUAGCCCAUCACACCGAUUGUCGGUUCAUCAGAGUGAGCGGAUCGGAAUUGGUGCAAAAAUACAUCGGUGAAGGUAGCCGCAUGGUUCGCGAGCUAUUCGUAAUGGCUCGAGAACAUGCUCCGAGUAUCAUAUUCAUGGAUGAGAUUGAUAGCAUUGGAUCCAGCCGCAUAGACUCGGCGGGUUCGGGUGAUUCAGAGGUACAACGGACGAUGCUUGAGCUCCUCAAUCAACUGGACGGAUUUGAACCUACCAAGAACAUCAAGAUCAUCAUGGCCACCAACCGGCUUGACAUCCUGGACCCGGCCUUGUUACGUCCUGGCCGGAUUGACCGGAAGAUUGAGUUCCCUCCGCCGUCGGUGGAGGCUCGUGCCGAUAUUCUGCGAAUCCACUCGCGGUCAAUGAACUUGACGCGAGGCAUCAACCUAACGAAGAUUGCGGAGAAGAUGAACGGAUGUUCUGGAGCUGAGCUGAAGGGUGUGUGCACGGAAGCAGGCAUGUACGCUCUGCGAGAGCGGCGAGUACACGUUACGCAAGAGGAUUUCGACCUAGCCACCGCCAAGAUCCUCAACAAGCACGACGACAAAGAAGUCGCGGUCUCUAAGCUUUUCAAGUAA
Molecule: messenger RNA, 1170 nt
Organism: Aspergillus niger
Lineage: Eukaryota; Fungi; Ascomycota; Eurotiomycetes; Eurotiales; Aspergillaceae
Exons: 3
Coding region: 1-1170 (389 amino acids)
Biological process (GO): proteasome-mediated ubiquitin-dependent protein catabolic process
Cellular component (GO): proteasome regulatory particle, base subcomplex
Molecular function (GO): ATP hydrolysis activity; proteasome-activating activity; ATP binding
Source: RefSeq, a predicted model, not a curated record